UGCUGUAGGGUGUCUCGAGUUUACAAAAUCGUUACGAAAAUGCCUCCUAAAGCAAGUGGAAAGGCUGUGAAGAAAGCUGGCAAAGCUCAGAAGAACAUCAGCAAGACCGAUAAGAAGAAGAAGAGGAGGAGGAAAGAAAGCUAUGCAAUCUACAUUUACAAAGUGCUGAAGCAAGUCCAUCCUGACACUGGUAUUUCCAGCAAGGCGAUGAGCAUCAUGAACAGUUUUGUGAAUGAUGUCUUUGAGCGGAUUGCUGCUGAAGCCUCACGCUUAGCUCAUUACAACAAGAGAUCGACCAUCACAUCUCGGGAAAUCCAAACGGCCGUCAGACUUUUGUUGCCUGGUGAAUUAGCGAAGCACGCUGUUUCUGAAGGCACUAAAGCUGUUACCAAGUACACCAGUUCAAAGUAAAUGCUGCAGCAUACUCUAAUCGGCCCUUUUAAGGGCCAACA
This is a messenger RNA of Osmia bicornis bicornis, 452 nucleotides long. Its product is annotated as histone H2B. Gene Ontology annotation, cellular component: nucleosome. The record is from RefSeq and is a predicted model, not a curated record. Lineage: Eukaryota; Metazoa; Arthropoda; Insecta; Hymenoptera; Megachilidae. The transcript has a single exon. The coding region runs from base 40 to 411 and encodes 123 amino acids. Gene Ontology annotation, molecular function: protein heterodimerization activity; DNA binding; structural constituent of chromatin.